CACUUGACAAUCACAGUUCAGACUUGAGAGUUUCACAACUCGGAAUUACUCAACCACCCCCGUUCCUGUUUCUUGUUUCUCCAAGCAUAAAAACAACCUUACUUAACAUUCACUAAUCACUCUUUCACCACAACACCGCCAACUUCUCUCCUUCCUCGAACCUUCAUCUGGAUCCUCCGUAAUCAGUACCUGAUACCCAUUUGCACCUAAACCCCAAAGCUAACACCUUUUCUUUGCAUUAAAAUCAUUGCCAACCCACUAGGAACUGUUGCCUAAUUGCACCCUAGCUUAACCAACAACUCGUCUUCCCUUUUUCUUUUAUUUAUUUUUUUAUUGGUUCUGGUCUCUGGGUUUUCUUGUUUUAUUGGAAAGUUUGGAUUUUGAUUUGCGGGGAUGGCGGUGGAAGAGGAAGGUGCACAGUUUCAGAUGAGGGCCUUGGAGUGUCUUGGUAAAGGUUUCGACUUGGCGAGCGAUUUUCGGUUGAAGUUUGCAAAGGGAGUUGGAGGCGGUGGGAAGAGGUUGGUGGUGCUUGAUGAAAUGCACAAGAGGGAUAUUUUGAUCCCUGCAGCUGGUGGAGCCUCCAUCACCAUUAGAGGGGUCUCUGAGGACAUUCGUUGUGAUAAAGGGGAUAGAAUAAGGUUCAAAUCCGAUGUGCUUGAGUUCAACCAGAUGUCUGAGUUGUUAAAUCAGAAAUCGGCAGUGCAAGGGAAAAUACCUUCUGGCUAUUUCAAUGCUCUUUUUGAUUUGAGUGGUGACUGGUUGAGGGAUGCUGCUGACAUCAAGUAUCUUGCUUUUGAUGGUUAUUUCAUUUCGCUCUACUAUUUACAUCUAACAGCUUCUCCACUUGUGCUGCAAGAGGAAGUUAAGAAGUCUGUUCCUGCUCAAUGGGACCCGGCGGCAUUGUCUAGGUUCAUUCAGACAUAUGGUACACACAUAGUAGUAGGUAUGGCUGUUGGUGGUCAAGAUGUAAUCUGUGUCAAACAGAAGCAUUCUUCAAAGAUUUCUCCUGGUGAUCUCAGAAGACAUUUAGAAGAUCUUGGAGAUUUUCUGUUUUCAGAUGUAAGGAGUCCUUCUUUACUACAGAGGCAGACAGCCGAUGGCAAACAGAAGGUCCCUGAGGUCUUUAAUCGUGUGAUGCAAUCAAACACAAUGCAGUUCACUACUAUUUCAGAAACAUCAAGCAAAGAUGGCCUCACUAUUAUUUGCUCCAAAAGAGGAGGAGAUAUGUUCAAGAACAGUCACUCAAAUUGGCUCCAGACAGUGCCUUCUAAUCCUGAAGCAAUCCUCUUCAAAUUCGUUCCUAUUUCAUCACUUCUAACUGGGAUUCCUGGAAGUGGCUAUCUUAGCCAUGCAAUCAACUUGUAUUUACGUUACAAGCCUCCUCUUGAAGAUAUACAAUAUUUCUUAGAGUUUCAAAUUCCCAAGCAAUGGGCGCCAAUGUUUUGUGAGCUGCCUCUCAGGCAUCAGCGGACGAAGACGUCAUCCUGUUCCCUGCAAUUUAGUUUCAUGGGACCAAAGCUCCAUAUCAGCUCUACACAGGUGGUAACUGAACAAAAACCUGUGGUUGGUCUCCGCUUGUACUUGGAAGGCCGGAAAUGUGAUAGACUCGCAUUACAUGUACAACAUCUUUCGAGCCUUCCAAAUACCAUGGUUCUUUCUUCUGGCACCUCAACCCUGCAAACCGCAUCUAUGUGGCGAGGGUCCGAUGACCAUGAAUCCAGCAACCAAUUUCUGGAACCAGUCAGAUGGAAGAGAUUCUCAAAGGUGUGCACAUCAGUAGUUAAGCAUGACCCGAAUUGGUUGAAUGGCUCGAGUGGUGUUUAUAUUGUAACUGGGGCACAAAUCCUUAGUAAAGGAAGUUGGCCAAGGAAUGUGCUUCAUCUGCGUCUUCUCUUCACGCAUAUACCUAAUUGCAGUAUCCGGAAGUCAGAGUGGGCUGGCGCACCAGAGGGUUCAAGAAAGUUCUCUUUCUUCACAAAUUUGAGCACAACAUUUUCAUUCACUCAACAGAGCAACACUGCUCCACGGAAGCAGGCUCCAGCAGCGCUAAACUCCGGUAUUUAUCCAGAGGGUCCACCUGUGCCGGUUCGCUCAGGUAAACUGCUUAAAUAUGUGGAGACAGCUGAGGUUGUGCGAGGGCCACAUGAUGCUCCGGGUCAUUGGUUAGUAACUGCUGCCAAGCUCGUGACGGACGGCGGUAAGAUUGGAAUACAAGUGAAGUUUGCAUUGUUAGAUUACUGCUGAUUCCUGGCCACUGCUCUUCUCUUUCCAGAGUAAUAUCAUAUUAUCAUUGUUGUCAUUUGUUGUUGCUUAUUAUCAUAAAUUUUUUUGGAAACUACAGAUUGCAUGUAUAUAUUUUUUGUCUAAAGGCUUUGUACAGUGUAUAUAAACUCAAAAAGUGAGUGGGAGUUGUCAACAUGCAAUAGAAAAUUAAUGUGGUUGUUCAGCUAAUUUUGGAAUCUGAAUACAUCUUGUUGGGUUUUAA
Messenger RNA from Arachis ipaensis, 2485 nucleotides. Its product is annotated as MACPF domain-containing protein At1g14780. The record is from RefSeq and is a predicted model, not a curated record. NCBI's taxonomy places the organism in Eukaryota, Viridiplantae, Streptophyta, Magnoliopsida, Fabales, Fabaceae. Gene Ontology annotation, cellular component: plasma membrane. Gene Ontology annotation, biological process: regulation of salicylic acid mediated signaling pathway; plant-type hypersensitive response.